GCUGGAGCUGCCGCAGCUGCACACACACACAUCAAAGGCUCUUCAGCUCCUCUUCUUUCACCGCAGCUCUCACCGACGGCAGGUCUUACUGGAUGGUGGAGCCUUUUCUUCGUUUGUCUUUUUUAUUUUACGCACGGCAGGAUCGGUGUCCGGGCUGCGUAAACGGGACAUUUAACGGGACAUACUGUGAAUUUGACCAGUCCACGUCGAGCCGCGUCGAGAUGAUGCACUGAGGAGAAAACAGCACAGGCUCCCCCGGUUGUGUUCAUCCUGAGGCUGCAGUGAACGGAGGGGGGAUUGCGGUAUAACAAGGUUAAUAAUCAGCAUCAAUAAAGGUCGUCUCUGUGAGCGGGAACCGACUCCAAAGGGUGAAUCUCGCCCCUGUGCGGGGGGAUCGGCGGAGAAAUAUAAUUCUAUAAAAAAUUAUGGCCACCCUACUGCGGAAGAUCGGUCUGAUCCGUCUGCACGACCGAGACACUGAGGACCCAAAGCACCACCAGGGCUCGUUAAAGGGGACCAAAGGGAACCAGAAAAACAACGCCAACAAACACUGUCAGACCGCCAACGAAACCAACAUCCUGAGCACCCCGGAGAUUAAGGCGAGGAAGCUGGACCAGCACGGCAAGGACAAGCCGACCGGCAAGGAUAAGCAGGGAAAGGAUGCGAAGGAGAAGCAGCAGACGGGAGGAGGCGGGAGUAAAGCGACCAGUGCCUCCUCGAUACCACCGCUGGCGCCUCACCGGCAACACUGCACCCAGGUCCGGACGCGAAGGUUGAUGAAGGAGCUACAGGAGAUCAGGAGGUUAGGGGACAACUUCAUCACGGUGGAGCUGGUGGAGGACAACCUGUAUGACUGGAACGUCAAGCUGCACCAGGUGGACAAGGACUCGGCGCUGUGGCAGGACAUGAAGGAGACCAGCACCGAGUUCAUACUGCUCAACGUCACCUUUCCUGAUAAUUUCCCCUUCUCGCCGCCGUUCAUGCGGGUCCUGACGCCCCGGUUGGAGAACGGCUACGUGCUGGACGGCGGGGCCAUAUGCAUGGAGCUGUUGACCCCCCGCGGAUGGUCCAGCGCCUACACGGUGGAGGCGGUCAUGAGGCAGUUUGCUGCCAGCCUCGUAAAAGGACAGGGCCGUAUAUGUAGGAAAGCAGGGAAGUCCAAGAAAGCUUUCAGUCGUAAGGAAGCCGAGGCCACCUUCAAGUCCCUGGUGAAGACCCACGAGAAGUACGGCUGGGUGUCCCCGCCUGUGUCCGACGGCUGAGCGCCCGGCCGCCAAACCUCCGACCCCCGCGCUAGCCGGACCAACCCAGCUAGCCCCGACACGCAAAACGACACACCACGCUAACUCAACCAUCUCUCAUCUUCACCUUUUUGCUGUUUCACUCAAGAUUCUUUUCUUGGUUUUGUGUGUCUCUGUUUUUUUUUUUGUUUGUUUUUCGUCAUCAUCUUCCCCCCGAAACCGUCGGAGAGCUGACAUGCAGUCAUCAUCGUCAUCCCUCCUCCACCAAGAAGCGACUUUUUGGUUCACCUCCCUCCGGCCCAGGGAUUCAUUUCCCCGGUUUCAGAAAGGCCUGAGAGGGAGGUGCGUGUGUGUUUAUGUGUAUGUGUGUGUGUCACUCCAUUGGUCAUCAGCUGGGAGUGUGUGCACGUGCAUCGGAGUGUGCGUUACUGUCGGUGGAUUUCUUUAUUGUUCUUUUUUUUUUUUUUUCCUCCCCUUCGUCCCCCCAAACGCACACCCAUGCACGUGCAGUCGGACAAAAAUCGGACAGCGUGGACUUCUCCACCCAUGUGAAAGACUACUGAAUGAAGGAGCCUCGUCUCCCUCUCCUGUCCUCGCCAUCCCGUCCUCUCCUCUGUUUCCAUCCCUCAUUUCCUUUCUUCUUCUCUUUCGCACUGAACUCACAUUACAUCCCACCAUCUCUCUCUCUCUCUCUCUCUGUAGCUGUCGGGUCAUUUACAUAUAAAUGAAGCUGUUAAUGUUUAAUAGACGGGCAGCGCGCUGGCGUUUAUACUCACUCAUUCACUCCUUCAUUUCCCCUUUCUUUCGACUGUGCCGUUGCUCACAGUUCAAUGCAACAUGAAGAUUGUAAUUUACAUGGAGCUGUGCUCUUUUUUUCUCUCUUCUCUCUCUAUCUCUUUCUUUCUUUAGCUCGCUCGUUCACUUUGAUUCUUCUUCCUUUCUCUCCGUCUCUUGUGGCUAAAUUUAGAGCUCACUGUUGCGUAGAUGGAUAUUGAUUUCUAAUGGAGAAAAAAAAAAAAGUCACAUGUUGCUUUAUGCAGAGACUAUGUAUGAUAAAUAGAAUGACAGUCAAUCACCUCUCUUUCUUUCUUUCUUUCUUUCUCUCUCUACUCUCAUGUUAUUGUGUGUGUGCGUGCGCGCGUAGGAGAGGAAGAAGACUGUAAUUCACAUGAUUUAGAUACCAGAUGGUACAGCUGAAGGCCAGGCCUCAGUAUAUGUGUGUGUGUGUGUGUGUGUCUGAGUGUGUGUGUGUGUAAGCAAGGGAGACAACCCUUUAAACAGAGAAAAAUAUGAUUUACUGUGAAUGACACUAAGGCCUAAAGGGAGUGCUGUUUUUUGCUAACCUACUCUCCGUCUUGUUCCACUGUCUGCAUCGACUCCUGAUUAUUGUUGCUGUAAAACACGUGUGCAGUUGUGACCGAA
Messenger RNA from Stegastes partitus (bicolor damselfish), 2663 nucleotides. It is a transcript of the gene ube2ql1, whose product is annotated as ubiquitin conjugating enzyme E2 QL1. The transcript has 3 exons. The record is from RefSeq and is a predicted model, not a curated record. NCBI's taxonomy places the organism in Eukaryota, Metazoa, Chordata, Actinopteri, Pomacentridae. The coding region runs from base 426 to 1262 and encodes 278 amino acids.